Messenger RNA from Lactuca saligna, 1104 nucleotides. NCBI's taxonomy places the organism in Eukaryota, Viridiplantae, Streptophyta, Magnoliopsida, Asterales, Asteraceae. The record is from the annotation of a GenBank genome assembly.
AUGGUAAACCAACACUGGGAGCCGUCGGCCGGAGACGAUCAAACUGAUGAACCGAAAGACCCUUAUUACAUUGCAUACAUAAUCCACUUUCUUCUCGGCGCAGGGUAUCUGGUUCCAUGGAAUUCUUUCAUCACCGCCGUCGACUACUUUCAGUAUCUUUAUCCGGCGAAGCACAUCAGCAAGGUGUUCUCUGUUGCGUAUAUGGUGGCGGCCAUGACUGUCCUUUUUAUUCUGACAUGCUGGUCUAGCUUCUUGAAGAUGAAGCUGCCGGCGUUAAAAACGAGAAUGAAUUUGGGUUAUGCUUUGUUUGUUUUGGUUUUAUUUGUGGCGCCGAUCACUGACUGGGUCGAUCAUCGGGAUGAGUUCGGAAGAGGUUCAAAUUUCGCUUUUGUGGUUCUUGUUUCGAUGGUGGCAGUAACUGGUUUUGCUGAAGGAUUAACCGGUGGAAGCUUGGUCGGCGCCACCGGAAAAUUGCCCGGAAGGUACAUGCAGGCGCUCGUAGCUGGCAACGCUUCAGCGGGGGUUUUGGUAUGCAUGUUAAGGAUCAUAACCAAGGCUUCACUUCCUCGAUCGAGAAAGGGACUUCGAACAAGCACACACAUCUACUUCUUCACCAGCACACUCAUCGAACUCCUGUGCAUUAUCUGCUUCAACCUACUCCACCGAAUACCAACGAUUCAACAUUACAUAACCAAAACUACCCAGACAAGCCACCUCGAUGAUCACCCACCCAAAACCGAGCUCCGACGACCGGAAACACUCCUGGUCUUCAAGAAACUCCGAUGGCUAGCAGUGUCCAUGGUAACAAUCUACGUUGUGACCUUGUCGAUUUUCCCAGGUAUAGGGAGGGUGGUGUUCUUUCCGCUCUUUAUGGGUUGCAUAUUCGGACCCAACUGGUUGCGAAAAGAGGUUCCGGUGGUUCUUUUGACGUUGUUGUUGGGAGUUAGCAAUGGGUACCUGACUAGUGUGCUUAUGAUCGUUGCUCCUAAAGUUGUUGCGGUUGAGGAAUCGAACAUUGCUGGAAUCGUAAUGAGUUUGUUUUUGGCAAUUGGGUUGGUGAUAGGUUCGGCUUUAGGUUGGCUGUGGAACAUUCGAAGAAGAUAG